UGAACUCUCCUGCGAACCCGUGGGACCGUUUCUCUUCUGUCUGUUUACGUUUCGUGCUUUUUUUCGUUCCCUUCCAGGCGUCCAAGAAAGAAAUUAUUGCAGUGAUCAAGCCCGCUCGCCCAGGAAACGGACUCGGAUACCCGAUUAGGAAAGGAAAACAGGCCUGGAAAGAGCAAGAGUGAAAUAGCGGAUGAAUGAUGGCCGACUUUGCCUACCGCGCGCCUGCCGUUAUGGCCAACGAGCGGUGGCUUUCUUCACGCAGGUGGGAGGCGAACGAACCCAUCCGGCGCGCAUGCCAGCUGACGGCUCUCCCAAGCCCAAUUCAGAAUAAUGCAUUCUAUAAUGCCAGGUUUGAGACGGGCAGCACACCGUCUCUGCCGCAGAGCCUGACCUACGCACACGGCGCGGCAUCAACAAAUAACCUACCGGCCACCUUGUCAGCAGCUGGCGCCAACCAGUUGGGACGGGUACCCGUCACCGAGCCUGUUUUUUCUUCUGCUGCUUGCGAUCCUCGACUGACACAAGGGCCUUACACAAACUCGGUGCCGUCCGGCCAACGCCCGCCUCACAGGGAUAUGAGCGCAUGGGGUUGGGACCAUUACCAAGGAAACCAGCAGGGGAAUCGCCAGGAUAUUUAUCAGGGACCUUAUCAUGGGCCCUACCAGGGCAGGUAUUCGCCAUCAGAUUCCAUGGAUGAUCUCGUUGCUUCGCCAAGUCUCUCGGACUAUUCUUUGGAGAACGGGAAUGGUGCCGCCGUGGCGCCACCACCACAGAAUGGCAAGCCCAAAAUGAGUGGGAAGCCGCGCUCACAGAGGCGGCCGUCCAACCGGGACGAGUUCGAUGGACCACACCAGUUCCUGAAGCGGCCGCCGCCCGAGUAUAUUGCCAUGCAGGAGCGAGAGCUGCCGCAUCUACCGACGCACCUCCUGGUUCAAGAACAGGAUAGUGUCCUAACGCAGGUCAACGACCGGUUAUCGCAGUGUGCAUAUGACUUUGUGGCAAAGUACCAGUUCCCCAUCCCGCUGACCCAAGACAUGCGUCCCGUCGAGCGGCCGCGGGACCGCGAGUGGACAGAGUGGGUAUACCUUCUGAAGAGACUGGCCACCAAGCGGCGGAUUCCGGCGCGUGUGCUGUACAAUGGCCAGAUCAAGCAGUUCGUCACCAUCCUCGAGAACUCGCUCGAGAUGCGCCAUGCAGCCAAGCAAGGGUCCCGCCCGCUCAAGGACGACCGGAACAUUCUGCAGCUGAUCUCGGCCGGGAUACAGGUUGCCAAGAUUCUCAAAGAUGCGCAGGCUAUGGAUUACUUGGAUAGACUCUACGUUUCAACGGAGAAGCAGAUUCAGGAAAGGGCGGCGGCAUCUGCCGCUGCCGCCGCCGCUGCGGCGAGGUUUCGCUGAUUCUGAUCAGAAGGGAGAUGACUCGUGCAGUCAUCCCCUUGCCGUGUUCACGGCUUGGUUGGGAAGAAAAACCCAAUCGAACAACGUUGCCAUUUCUUUUUGCCUGUUUUGGUUGCUUUGCCUGUGGUCUGAUCCGGAAGGCCUUUCCCCUUUUUUUCCUGGGACCACCAAGACACCACAUUACGUUCUCAACUUUUUCACACGCCGUUUGGUAUGACCAUUUGGAUACCA
Messenger RNA from Canariomyces notabilis, 1628 nucleotides. RefSeq lists its product as uncharacterized. The record is from RefSeq and is a predicted model, not a curated record. The transcript has 3 exons. NCBI's taxonomy places the organism in Eukaryota, Fungi, Ascomycota, Sordariomycetes, Sordariales, Chaetomiaceae. The coding region runs from base 195 to 1397 and encodes 400 amino acids.